Hippopotamus amphibius kiboko is the source of this 2848-nucleotide messenger RNA. It is a transcript of the gene CORO6, whose product is annotated as coronin 6. Gene Ontology annotation, molecular function: actin filament binding. The record is from RefSeq and is a predicted model, not a curated record. The transcript is spliced from 12 exons. The coding region runs from base 274 to 1812 and encodes 512 amino acids. NCBI's taxonomy places the organism in Eukaryota, Metazoa, Chordata, Mammalia, Artiodactyla, Hippopotamidae. Gene Ontology annotation, biological process: cell migration; actin filament organization.
GGCAGCGGCAGCUGGGACUGCAGCGGCGCCCGGCCCCUAGAGUCGCAGGCAGCGGCCGGAGCGCGCAGCCGAGCGCACGGGCCCCAGACGCCGCGGACACCCGGAGAGGCAGCUCCGGUGCCCUGACGCCUCCCUCGGCCCUCACCGCACCCCCAACCCCCUCCGCAGAGAAGUCGCAGCGUGAGCGCCCCUCGGCCGGCUCAGGACCAGCUACAGGACUAAGGACCAAAAGCAUUCCUGGGCACUGAGAUCCUCCAUCUCUGCCCCCUCGCUAUGAGCCGGCGCGUGGUUCGGCAGAGCAAGUUCCGCCAUGUGUUUGGACAGGCGGCAAAGGCAGACCAGGCCUACGAGGACAUCCGUGUGUCCAAGGUCACGUGGGACAGCUCCUUCUGUGCCGUCAACCCCAAAUUCCUGGCCAUUAUUGUGGAGGCUGGGGGUGGAGGUGCCUUCAUCGUCCUGCCUCUGGCCAAGACAGGGCGAGUGGAUAAGAACUACCCACUGGUCACUGGGCACACUGCCCCUGUGCUGGACAUCGACUGGUGCCCGCACAAUGACAACGUCAUCGCCAGUGCCUCAGACGACACCACCAUCAUGGUGUGGCAGAUUCCAGACUAUACCCCUAUGCGCAACAUUACAGAACCCAUCAUCACACUCGAGGGCCACUCCAAACGUGUGGGCAUCCUCUCCUGGCACCCUACUGCCCGGAAUGUCCUGCUCAGUGCAGGUGGUGACAAUGUGCUCAUCAUCUGGAACGUGGGCACCGGGGAGGUGCUCCUGAGUCUAGACGACAUACACCCGGACGUCAUCCACAGCGUGUGCUGGAACAGCAACGGGAGCCUGCUAGCCACCACCUGCAAGGACAAGACCCUGCGCAUCAUCGACCCCCGCAAGGGCCAGGUGGUGGCGGAGCGAGCCCGGCCUCACGAGGGCGCCCGCCCGCUGCGGGCCGUCUUCACCACAGACGGGAAGCUACUCAGCACCGGCUUCAGCAGGAUGAGCGAGCGGCAACUCGCGCUCUGGGACCCGGAGAGGUUUGCGGCCCACGAGGGAAUGAGGCCCAUGCGGGCUGUCUUCACGCGCCAGGGUCACAUCUUCACCACGGGCUUCACCCGCAUGAGCCAGCGAGAGCUGGGCCUGUGGGACCCGAACAACUUCGAGGAGCCAGUGGCACUGCAGGAGAUGGACACAAGCAACGGGGUCCUACUGCCCUUCUAUGAUCCUGACUCCAGCAUCGUCUACCUGUGUGGCAAGGGCGACAGCAGCAUUCGGUACUUUGAGAUUACCGAGGAACCACCUUUCGUGCAUUACCUGAACACGUUCAGCAGCAAGGAGCCGCAGAGGGGCAUGGGCUUCAUGCCCAAACGGGGACUGGAUGUCAGCAAGUGCGAGAUCGCACGGUUCUACAAGUUGCACGAAAGAAAGUGUGAACCCAUCAUCAUGACCGUGCCCCGCAAGUCAGACCUGUUCCAGGAUGACCUUUACCCAGAUACGCCGGGCCCCGAACCGGCCCUAGAAGCGGAUGAAUGGCUAUCCGGCCAGGACGCCGAACCCGUACUCAUCUCGUUGAGGGACGGUUACGUGCCCCCCAAGCACCGCGAGCUCCGGGUCACCAAGCGCAACAUCCUGGACGUGCGCCCGCCUACCGGCCCCCGCCGCAGCCAGUCAGCCAGUGACUCCCCCUUGUCGCAGCAGCACACCCUGGAGACGCUGCUGCAGGAGAUCAAGGCCCUGCGCGAGCAGGUGCAGGCCCAGGAGCAGCGCAUCACGUCUUUGGAGAACAUGCUGUGCGAGUUGGUGGACGGCACGGACUAGCGCCUCGUGCGGGGGAAGCUCGAAGCUGGGAGGGCAAAGCGGGGCGGAGCGCAAGCACUCCCGCCCCGCCCCGGCUUUGGGUCCGGAACUCCAGACCCCGCCUCUCUGGGCCUGGGCCGGGACUCGGGAGGGAACUCCGCCCCUCGCGGGAGUCCUGGACGAAUGAAGCGUUGCGGACACUCGCCUCUGUCUGGCGCUUGUCGGGCUGUGUGCCUCGUCCGGGACUCGGCAGGAACUGGCCUUGGAAGGCCCGGGGUGACGGGGGCCUCAGCAUUGGUGCUGCACGGCGGGCAGUGUCCCCUUUGUUUCUCUUCCCGCCCACGGCAGGGAAAGUGCUUAGUAGUAGCGCAAUGCUUGGGGAUGUUGGGGAGCUUGGGCUUGAUCUCAAAGGGGUAGCAAUUCGAUGGGUCUCCCCAGACUGGCUGGGGAAAAUUACAACGCUUCUCCCUCUAAUCUGCUCACUUGACUCCACCACCCUGAGUGGUAAACUGAACGGGCGUCACCCGAGUUCUACAGACAUACACUAACGUCGGCUGUAGAGCCGGAGCACGGGCUACACCCAGCAGUCUAUGGCAGAGGGCUCUUCCUUCUCUCCACCUGCAGAAGAGAGGACGGCUUCCUCGCGGCACUCCCGCAGGAGAACCAACCAGAAAACUGGCAUGAGGAAGCAGGUUCACACCUCCUGUCUCUCUCUCUCUCUCUCUCUCUCUCUCUCUCUCUCACACACACACACACACACACACACGCACACACACACACAGCCCCCGGCCCUCUGCUGUGGCCUUGACUCUAGGAGGAAAACAAGACGUACUGAAUGAAACAUUUUACCAAGUGCUCAGAAUGUGCCUCCUGCGUGGGUGGGGAUGCGAGACCCCCAGCCUCUGUAAAUGCCACCUCCAGACUCCUGGGGGCCCUGACAAAUGCAACGCUCCGCUCAGGACCCACCAGACAGCCUCUUACUUCAGAGCUCUCCCCGCACUGAGGUUCAGAAGGAACCCUUAACCCACAGGUGGGUGUUUUUCCCCAGUAAAGGCAG